Molecule: messenger RNA, 1162 nt
Organism: Triplophysa dalaica
Lineage: Eukaryota; Metazoa; Chordata; Actinopteri; Cypriniformes; Nemacheilidae
Gene: rxfp3.3a1
Product: relaxin family peptide receptor 3.3a1
Exons: 1
Coding region: 130-1116 (328 amino acids)
Biological process (GO): immune response; G protein-coupled receptor signaling pathway
Cellular component (GO): membrane
Molecular function (GO): G protein-coupled receptor activity
Source: RefSeq, a predicted model, not a curated record
CUGUAUCGUUUAAAUAUGAGCGAUCUUUAGGUACAAAAGCCUCGACAAAGAACUUUAUGAAUUUAGAGAGGUACACAUUAAUCUGUAAGACUUUACGGCCACAGGCAAGAAGUUGUCAAGUGGUUGGAUAUGAUGGGAGACAGCAAUCAAAGCGGCGUGAUCAACAGAUCCAUCACCGACCAGGAGCGCUUCAAAAGCUUGCAAGACAUCGAUGUGACUGCCGAUGGGAGCCCGGUGCUGCGGUUCCUAAUCUCCAUCACCUACUCUGUGGUUUGCGCCGUAGGUUUGAUCGGGAACCUUUUGGUAUUUUUCUUUAUUCGCGUUAAACAAGAGAGAUGCAAAUCCAAAAUCAACUUCUUCAUCCUCAAUAUGGCCGUGACGGACUUUCAGUUCGUGCUCACUUUGCCGUUCUGGGCCGUGGACACCGCGCUGGACUUCAGCUGGCCGUUUGGAGAUGCCAUGUGUAAGAUCGUACUUUCUGUGACUGUGAUGAACAUGUACGCCAGUGUCUUCUUUCUAACCGCAAUGAGCAUCACACGCUACUGGUCGGUGGCCUCUGCGCUCAAGGACAGCGCCAGACAAACCAGUUGCUCCAUCAAAUGGGUCGCUGUCAUCCUCUGGUCUCUGGCCAUCGUGGCUACCGCGCCAACAUCCAUCUUCUCAACAGUCACCAACGUGGCCGGCGAGAAACUUUGUUUAUUGAGAUUCCCCGACGGGCAGUAUUGGUUAGCAGUCUAUCAUUUGCAAAAGAUAUUGAUCGCGUUUAUCAUACCCAUGGCGAUAGUAUCAAUGAGUUACCUGAUGCUGCUGAGGCUCAUCCGACAGCGCAGCAUGAAGAACAAUUCAAAGCGAAGAACGCAAGUCACAAAGUCCGUCACCAUCGUGGUUUUGUCGUUUUUCCUCUGCUGGAUGCCCAAUCAUGCCAUUACGUUUUGGGGCGUGCUGGUCAAAUUCAAUGUAGUGCACUGGGAUAAGACUUAUUAUAUCGUUCACACCUAUGUGUUUCCGGUGACGGUGUGCUUAGCACACGCAAACAGUUGUUUAAACCCACUUAUUUACUGCCUCAUGCGCAGAGAGUUUAGGAAACAACUGAAGGAGCUGUUUCUGCGGGUCUGAGCGACGCGCGCGCGCUGUGCUGCAUUUGCUGCAAUUGACAUCAAAU